AGAUCUCCCAUAAGCUGCUCAACUAUCUUCUCAACUUCGUCUCUCAUCGACGUUGCGGCAGUGUCAAGAAACAGCUCCAGGUGGCUCAGCAACUUGGCUUGAGUUGGACUUCAGGAUCUUAUCGUGGUUGCUUCUCGUGUUGACGAAAGUAACGAGGACUCCCAUGGAAGCAAGACGGUCGCUGAGGUGCAGCAUCGGAUUAAUGUGGCCCUGUGCCGGGAAUGGGACUACCAAAACAUGAACAUCCGAGACGGAAGCCAUCGAGCAGAAACUUGGAGAUUUUACGUGGAGCUGAUAGAUAAAUGUGGGAACUUGGCCGUGGCCGCCGACAUUCACGAGCAAAUCCAGCGCGCCCUUGUGGACAAAGAAGACGUCUUCAUCCAUAACAAACUGGUUCACAUGUAUGGCAAGCUUGGAAGCGUGGGACACGCCCGACAGGUCUUCGACGCAAUCAGAACGAAGAAUCUCUUUUCUUGGAUCGUCAUGCUGACAGUCUACUCCCAGAACGGGUUCGUCGAGCACGCCAAAGCCAUCUUCGACCAGAUGCCGUUCGUCACCGUGGUUGCUUGGAACGCGCUGCUAGCGGCUUAUGCCACAAACGGGUAUCUCCGAGAGGCCAGGGAACUCUUUUCAACGAUGCCAGAGCUCAGUAUGGUUUCGUCAACGUGCAUGCUGGGAGUUUUCUCCGAGAUUCAGGACUUUUCCAGGUGCUGGGAAGUAAUUCAUGAGAUGGAAGAGCGAGAUAUAGUCUCCUGGAAUUCACUGCUAUCGGCUUACGUCCGGAAUGGGCUUUUGAAAGAGGCGAAGCAGGUAUUCUCUUCAAUGCCGGAGUGGGAUUUAGUCUCAUUCAACACUAUGCUAGCCUCGAGCCUGGAAGACAGCAGCAGCAGUGGUUUGUCGGAGACACUAGAAGUCUUCACUACGAUGCCCGAGCAGGAUAUAAUCUCCUGGACAACUGUUCUUUCAGCUUAUGUCCGUGAAGGUCGUCUCGAGGAGUCGAAAGCACACUUUGACAGGAUGCCGCUGUGGAAUCUCCCGUCCUCCAAUGCAAUGCUGGCCGUCUACUGCAACUGUGGCAAGUUUGACGACGCAGUGGGAUUUUUCGCGUGUAUGCCCGAGAAGGACUUGCUCUCAUGGACGUCGAUGCUCGUGGCAUAUGCUCGGAACGGGCAUCUCGGGCGUGCGAGAGAUUUCUUCUACAGCAUGCCAGGCCGGGACGUGAUCUCCCGGAACGGAAUGCUGACGGCCUACAUUCGCAACGGCGAUGUCAAGUCAGCCAAGAGGUUCUUUGACGCUCUUCCGGAAACGACCCCAUCGUCGUGGAACUCCAUGCUCGCCGCUUCCAACGCCAGCAGCGUUUUGCAGCUCGCCGGCGAGAUCAGCCUCGCUCAUGCUCCCGACGCAGAGAGCUUCGUCUCCAUCCUCAUCGCCGUGACGCACUUGGGCAAAGUUGACGAAGGCCGGCGCUACUUCAUCUCCAUGACGCUCGACUUUGGGAUCCAACCGACGAAGCAACACUACCUCUGCAUGGUCGACCUCCUGAGCCGAGCCGGGCAUAUCGAAAAGGCCCAAGAUCUCGUCGCCAACAUGCCUUUUUCGCAUGGGACUUUGGAAUGGAGAUGCUUUCUCACGGCAUCCAGGAGCACCUCUCCACGCAUGCUCGCAGCUGCUAGAAGCAUUCUUGAAACCGGAAAAGGUGGUGGAGCUGAGACAUACGUGCUACUAGCAAAUGCCGCGACGGUACCAAAGGCAAGGUAGUAUUUGUUAGUGUACGAAUCGCGGAAGAACGAGACCUCGUCCCCGUGACGCAGCCCAUUAUGAUUGACGUAGCUGAUCCAUCCGGUGGUGAAGACAUUGCCUUGGCUGCUACACCAGUGCGUGUACUUAAACUUCCAAGUUCUUCCACUCUCGUCCUCGAACGCAAGUAUUACAAACCGGUUGCCAUCCUCUCCGCUGCUACUUCCUCUCGUCCUUGCCGCGGAAGGGGAGGCGGAGGGCUCUCCAUUCCCGGCCAUGACAAGCGGGAAGCAGCGCUCGGCGUCCUUCUUGGAGACGAGCAGCCGGUUGAGCUUGCUGGUGUCGCUCCUUGUGAGAACUUUGGUGAAGAGGUGCUCCCUGGUGCUCCUUGGAUCCGGCCGCUGAUCGAUGCUGGAGGAGCCGAGACACCCCCGCUUUGGAAGAUUAUCAAAGUCGUGGGGAUCCGCUGGCGAGCGAGACCUUUUGCGGGUUGCUUUUGGAGGCGGUGGUGGCGGGGCUUCUUCUCCGACUCCCAGGCUCAGCCACCUCGAGCAAUCCAGCUCUGCUUCGCUCGUCAAGUAUUUGCUGCUUGGAAGCGAGAAGGCUGGCACCAUUUCCAUCCAUUUGAGCAAAUCUUUGGUCUGGAACUCCACUGCUGGCACUGGUAGUAGAUUUGAUGGCUGAUCGCCCUCUUGUUUUUCUUCAUCUUUGUAAUCUUGCUGCUGCAGCCACUGCUCUUCCAAAUGUUCUUCACUCACCAUCCUCAAAAUAUAACACUGAAACUACUUUGGAAUCU
Selaginella moellendorffii is the source of this 2533-nucleotide messenger RNA. RefSeq names its product pentatricopeptide repeat-containing protein At4g02750-like. Bases 238 to 1758 code for a protein of 506 amino acids. Lineage: Eukaryota; Viridiplantae; Streptophyta; Lycopodiopsida; Selaginellales; Selaginellaceae. Gene Ontology annotation, molecular function: protein binding; RNA binding. Gene Ontology annotation, biological process: RNA modification. The transcript has 4 exons. The record is from RefSeq and is a predicted model, not a curated record.